AUGUCGCUCACCGUCUGUCGUUUACUCCCUUUCCCUUAUUCUAGAUCGCUUACCCUCUGUCACUUAUCCCUUUUUCCUUAUCUCUUACCUCGAUCGCCUGUCCCCCAUUGCCCCCUCCCGGCCCGGCAGGAGGACGCGGUGCUGCUGCGGCACGCGCUGAGGCACGGCACGCGGCAGUGGGGGCGGCUGGUGCGAGGCAAGCAGCUCGCGCGCGGCAACAAGGCGUGCUGCAACCGCUUCCUCUUCCUCAAAAAGAAGUUUACGCAGAAGCACGCUGACGUCACGCACCCAGCUCAGCAACUGUUCCAGCAAGGCCCGACCGUUUCCCCGUCUUCCAGACAGCCACAUCGGCACAUGUGGAGCCGUCCUGACGUGGCAUUGCAAUAUGGCGGGCUGUCAUUGGUCGAGUGCAUGCAGCUGUUCCUCCCCCCUGGUCUCCGAGACACCCCGGAAGCAUCUGAUGGUUCACCUGACCAUAUCCCUGCUGCUGUUGCUACUACUGCUGACAGAGAGCCUGCAGCAGCAGCAGCAGCAGCAGCAGCAGCAGCAGCAGCAGCAGCAGCAGCAGCAGCAGCAGCAGCAGGAGCACAGCAGAGCACGGCAGCAGUGGCAGCUCACCAGCUGGCCCACAUUCUCUACCCCGACUCACAUGCCACUAAUGAUCGUACCAUGGAUUCAAUCCACGCACACCCCAUGGAUCGGGGGAUGAAGAGGCUUCGCAAUGACGAUGACACGGGAUUCAGCCCUGGCGCCGCUCACACCAACACUUGUGAAGGCCUGUCGACCUUGGCUGUGCGCUCACUGCUUCUGCGGGCCGCUGACAGCCAGGCCUGCCAGCGUCAGUGCGAGAGCAGCAUCAACACACCCUCCUCGGGCUCUCUCCCCGCCCUUGACUGGCCUCUAUCCUUCUCAACCUCCCUCUCAUCCUCCUUCGCAUCCUCCCUUGCACCCGCCCUCUCACCCUCCUUCACACCCUCUUUUUCGCCCUCCCUCGCACCCUCCCUCUCACCUACCCUCGCGACCACCUCUCGGCCCUACCUAGCCCGACCGCUCGCAUCCGCGUCUCAAUGGCGGGCCACCACUCGCACGCCGUUCACCUUCGGCCUGAUGCAAAGCUCCCGCAUUCUGCAAUCCCUCCCUCCUGACAGCCUUCUGCCGUCCGUCCGCUCGACCGUCCCUCCUCCUAACGCUCAAACCAUCGUUUCCCCCACGGCUCCUCCUCACAACCUGCUCACGUCCCCUCCCUCUUCGAUACCCUCUCGUUCCUCUCACUGCCUGUCUGCUGCUCCCUUCACACCCACUGCCUCCCCAAGCAACGCUGCUUCCUCCGCUUCUGUUGACCUCUCCCCGCCCUCCUCCCAUACCUCCUCACAACCCUCCUCCCAGCACGUCUUUCAAUCCACCUCCCAACCCUCGUCCCACCUAUCCUCCCAGCGCACCGCUGUGCCAGUGGAAUCACUGGAGAGGCCGCACAAGAUGCCUCGGACGAGCCGAGGCGUGUUGCCCCCCGCUGCUCUGGAAUUCGCCCGUUCCUUUUUUCCCGGGCUGCCCGCCAAGGAUGAUCCCCAGGGAGGCGAGAGCAGCGACGGGCAGCAAGCGUCGAACCACACGUGCACUAAUGCGAGGGGAUGCUUGCUUAGCGCAACGGAAAGCCUGACUGGUGCUAGGGAAAGCCUGACUAGUGGGGGGCAGGAACGUGGAGGGAAUGAAGCAACAGAGCUGCCUCAGAUGGCUUGCCAACCUUCACUUCCUGACAUGGUUACUGCUGCAGCUGCUGGUGCUCCUGGUGUAACGGUUGCGCCUGCUGAGACUGGCACUCAAGAUGUGACUGAAUCCCCUGCAGCAGCGGCUCUUGCUGCAGCAGCAGAAGGCAUAUGUCAGGGGGAGCUUUCGAUAUGGAAUGAUCUGAUAGAGCUGGAGGGCGAGGUGGAGGGGGUGGUGUGCGGUGUGGAGAAGAGAGCAGGGAUUACAGUGGGCUCUUUCUGUGAGCUGGAGGAUCUCUUUGAGGAGAACAGUAAACUAUUGUAG
Closterium sp. Naga37s-1 is the source of this 2028-nucleotide messenger RNA. Lineage: Eukaryota; Viridiplantae; Streptophyta; Zygnematophyceae; Desmidiales; Closteriaceae. The record is from the annotation of a GenBank genome assembly.